AUGGCAUCAACAGUCGCGCCUCUGAAGCGCAUGCACGCUCCCCUCCGAAAAGCCCUCGGCAGCUACCGUGCUUUCGCCACAGUUCCUACCCCCGACCCCUCGGCUUCGCAACCGAAGGCCCGUCGGCCGACGUACUUCAAAGAUCGCAGCGUUGCUUCCUUCGAUGACUUUGUCGGCGGUGCCAAGGAGCAGCCCAUGUCCUCCUCGGAGGCCUACGAGAUCCGCACCGUCGAGGUGACGGGCCCCACGGGCAAGAAGAAGACGGUCACCCGCUUGCCUGAGUGGCUCAAGACCCCGAUUCCCGCCGGAAACGACAACUUCAAGGCGAUCAAGAAGGACCUGAGAGGUCUGGGACUGCACACGGUUUGCGAGGAGGCGCGAUGCCCGAAUAUCUCGGAGUGCUGGGGCGGCAGCUCCAAGAACGCCGCUACGGCGACCAUCAUGCUCAUGGGAGACACAUGCACGCGAGGAUGCAGGUUCUGCAGUGUCAAGACGAACCGCGCGCCGGCGCCUCUGGACCCGCACGAGCCGGAGCACACCGCUGAGGCUCUCGCCCGCUGGGGUCUGGGCUAUGUCGUUCUUACCUCCGUGGACCGUGACGAUUUGGCCGACGGAGGUGCUAGGCAUUUCGCCGAGACGAUCAGCAAGAUCAAGGCCAAGAAGCCCAGCUUGCUUGUCGAGGCGCUGACGGGUGAUUUCAUGGGCGAUCUGGAUAUGGUGAAGAUGGUGGCGGAGAGCGGACUGGAUGUUUAUGCUCACAACGUCGAGACGGUCGAGGCGCUGACGCCGUACGUGAGAGAUCGGAGGGCGACAUUCAGGCAGAGUCUGAAGGUCCUGGCACACGUGAAGCAGGUCAAGCCGGAGAUCAUUACCAAGACCAGCUUGAUGUUGGGCUUGGGAGAGCAAGAGUCAGAGAUUAUGGAUGCAUUGAGGGAACUCCGCAAGGCCAAUGUCGACGUUGUUACCUUUGGUCAGUACAUGCGCCCCACGAAGCGCCAUCUCAAGGUGGAGAGAUACGUCACGCCGGACGAGUUCGAGAUGUGGCGGCAGCGGGCGCUGGAUAUGGGCUUCUUGUACUGCGCCAGCGGACCUUUGGUGCGUAGCAGUUACAAGGCCGGCGAGGCGUUUAUCGAGAACGUCCUCCGCAAGAGGGCUGGCGAGAAGGCCGGCCUCGGUAGCAAGCAGCUCGGUCAGACAGUUGCGCUGGAGGAGGGGCUGAAGUCUACUACUCUCUAG
This is a messenger RNA of Colletotrichum truncatum, 1236 nucleotides long. Its product is annotated as lipoyl mitochondrial. The record is from RefSeq and is a predicted model, not a curated record. Gene Ontology annotation, cellular component: mitochondrion. Gene Ontology annotation, molecular function: lipoate synthase activity; 4 iron, 4 sulfur cluster binding. Lineage: Eukaryota; Fungi; Ascomycota; Sordariomycetes; Glomerellales; Glomerellaceae. Gene Ontology annotation, biological process: lipoate biosynthetic process.